UCCAUCAAAGAGCCAAAAUUAGGAGAUUUUUUCACUCUUAUGGACAAUCUGAACAAUCAUCCAAAUUUUCAAAAAUCACUGAGAAAGAGAAAGAGCUAAGCGACAGUAUGACUAUCUGGUUUUGUAGAGAUCUCAUCCCGUUUUUUGAAGCUGAAAAAGAUGGGCUAAAAGAUUUUUUUAAAAUACAUGGUGUUGUACAAAAUGAAUUGGAUCUGUCACAUCCAAGUACAUUAUCUCGUCAUGUACUUUCAAGGGUAUAUAAUGAUUGUGAUUAUGAUGUAUUUGCUGUUAAAACGAAAAUAAAUGAAGAUAAUCCAAGUGCAAUUUCGCUAACCAUGGAUGCGUGGACUGACAAUUAUCGUCAUAUUCCAUUUAUGACUUUCACUUUACAUUGGAUAUCGCCCACAGAAACACAGUUGAGAUCAGGUACAUUACAAACAAGCUUCUUAUCACAUCCUCAUACAGCAGAUAAUAUUGUUGAAGACUUGAAAAAAGUACUAACACCAUUUAACUUAAACGACAAAAUUAUAACUCUCGUAACUGAUGGAGGAACAAAUAUGAUUAAAGCUGCAAAAGUUAUGAAAAUUGACAGAGUACCUUGUAUUGCACAUGGACUCCAUAAUUUAGUGAUGGUAGACACCAUUUCUAAAUUACCAGACGUUAAUAGUCUUAUAGCUAAAGCUAGAGAUAUUAUGAAAAUUCUUGCUUUUAAAACUCAUGAUAUUGAAAAAGCAAAAGAAAUUACUCAGCAACAGGACAUUAAUAACAUAUUAGACAGUGCUGAAAAUCUGGAAGAGAUUUUAGAAGCUGAUGCAAGAUUUGAUUUCACACUUUCCAAAAAUAAUAAUGAGCAUCCGUAUGCUCAGAGUUUUCCUUCAUUUGUGACAGGAUUUUUAGCAGGAUUACAUAAAGAUAUAUCAACUAGAUGGAACAGUACAUUAGAGAUGUUGUCAAGUUUACUUAAAAAUAAAGCGAGGGGAGGAUUUAAGGCGGCAGGAGGCACGAACCAAGCAUCCAUCUCUUCCGGCAGCGGCACUGUCGUGUCUGUGUAGGGCGUUUACACACUUCCUCAGUCCGACAAAUAAUUGUUAGAAAAC
This is a messenger RNA of Formica exsecta, 1097 nucleotides long. RefSeq lists its product as uncharacterized. Bases 108 to 1052 code for a protein of 314 amino acids. The record is from RefSeq and is a predicted model, not a curated record. NCBI's taxonomy places the organism in Eukaryota, Metazoa, Arthropoda, Insecta, Hymenoptera, Formicidae. The transcript is spliced from 2 exons.